UGGGCUGCCGCUCUGCGUCCCCCGGGCGUGCGGCCUGCUAGUGGGGCGGAGCGCCGCAGGUGACUCCAGACGGAGGAGGAUGAGCGGUGGACCCCAGAGGAUUGCUUCCUCCUGCCUGACUGAUGGAGGGAAGCUGCUCUUACAGGAUUUGCCCUGGGGCUGCUGAUCCCGAGAGCCUCGCAGGUCAAGCCAGGAGCACGCCUGCCUCCCCGUCCAGAGACAUUCACGGGGGUGUUAAGGGGGUCAUCUUUUCUUCCUCACCAAUUUUAGACUUGAGUGAAAGUGGCCUUCACCAUUUAGGAGAGAUCUUUAAAAUCCCCGCCCUUAAACAAUUGCAUCUUCAGAGAAAUGCCCUCUGUGCGAUUCCUAGAGAUUUCUUUCAGUUACUGCCAAACCUGACUUGGCUAGACCUCCGGUUUAAUAGAAUCAAAGCGCUUCCUUCUGGGAUCGGCUCUCACAAGCAUUUGAAAACUUUGCUUUUAGAAAGAAAUCCUAUCAAAAUGUUACCUGUGGAGCUAGGGAACGUGACUACACUAAAAGCACUGAACUUGAGACAGUGCCCUCUGGAAUUCCCCCCUCAGCUGAUUGUGCAGAAAGGGUUGGCCGCUAUCCUGACCUUCCUGCGGAUCUGUGCAGCAGAACACUCCUCCCCCCGAGACUCAGCUUCUCGAGCGAUUUCACCAGUUAAAAAGAGGAACCUAAGUGAGCUGCCACAUGCCCUGUCAGAUUUAUUUGAAGACACUGUGCCCAACAGAGAAACUGUUAACUCUCAGGAUCGAAAGGAGCCCAUGUUAAGAGAAAAGGCAGACGUUUUCCCACCUGUUGAAAAACUAGACCUGAGUGACCUCAGAAAGUCCGCCGAGCCCUUGGAAGACUGGCCGAGUGAGGAGGAGAUCAGGCGCUUCUGGAAGCUGAGACAGGAGAUUGUGGAGCACGAACAAGCAGAAGUCCUUAAAAACCAGCUCUUGCCGAUGGAAUUGCCUCCAAACCUCAAGGCAGCGUUAAACACUAAGGAGAAAGAGCGUUCCAACCCAAGACACGUUUUCAGAAGGAAGACACCCUCCUUCAGGGGCGUCCUGCCUGACAUCGCGUCAUCACACCAAGCGGCGCUCCGAGGAAGAAGGCUGGAGGAGAGCUGGGCCUCGGCCCUCAGAGAGCUCAGGGAGAAGCAGGCUCUGCUGGAGCAGCGGAGAAGGGAUAAGAGAGUGCUGCAGGAGUGGAGGGAGCACGCCCAGAUGAUGAGGAGGAAGAAGGAGGAACUGAGCAAGCUGCUGCCCCCACAGAGGACUCUGGUGGGAUCAAAGAUUCCCUUUGCCACAGAUCUGAUGGAUAAUGAGAAAAUACCAAAGAAUCCAUCUGGAAAAACGAGGCAAAGCAGAGAGAAAUCGUCGCCAGCAAGUAAAGAAGCAAGUGCCUUCCACGAGGGGAAUUUAGAAGAACAGCUAAAGCAGCACAUACAGCGAAUGCACGAACAAAGAAAAACAUUUCGAGGGGUGGCACCACUCGAGGAAAUAAGGAAGGCUACCCAGGAUUUGGAAAUCAUGCUGACACACGCCCGCUGUGUGUCCGGAUGUCUGGGAUUAUGAGACUCACGCAGGGAUCAAGGAAGACUCCUUCCCACCCUGAGUGACGCAGUCAGCCCACCCAGCUGGGGAAAGGAACCCACUGCCCUCAACGAGUCCGGAGAAGCCCACCUCUGGUGCCUGUGUGCCCUCGCUUCUCACAGCCACAGGACAACGUGCCUGUUCUCCUGGACCGUCCAGGCCCCGGCUCGUGGGGUGGUUCAGAUCCACAUGUCACACCCUGAUGCAGCAGCUUGGAUCUGGGUGGUGCUGGGCUGUGCCUCCAGAGCCUGCAGCACCAUCCCCACACCCCAUCUGAGGGCUCCGUCGCUGUUGUCCCCUCCUUGCUGGGGCCCAGGCAGGGAUGGGGGAGGGAGGAGCGCGGGCGGGGCGGGCCACUUUACAGAGACCCCACCUGUCAGACUCGGCCCCUUUUCUCAGACCCUUUUCCUUCCCAGCCCAGAGAAUUCUCCCUGCCUCAGGUAAGCCUUUGUUCUCUCCAAAUCUGUCAUUUAUGCCUGUAAUCUCAUCCUCGGACGCCCAAAAUCCUACCUCUCAGGGCUCCUGAACAUCUGAUCUCAACCCACUGCUUCAGAUUAUGGACUCAAAAGUCUGCUUUGUAUUAUGAACAACUCUGUGCCCACAAAUUUGAUAACCUACAUGAAAUGGACCAAUUCCUUGAAAGACACCAUCUGCCAAAACUCACACAAGAAGAAAUAGACAAUCUGAAUAGGCCGAUAUCCGUUAAAGAAAUUGAAUCAAUGGUUAAUAACUUUCCAAUGGGUUCCCUGGUGAAUUCUACUAAACAUUUAAGGAAGAAAUUAUACCAGCUGUCUACAGUCUCUUCCAGAAGAUAGAAGCAGAGGGAGUACUUCAUAGCUCAUUCUGUGAGGCCUGUAUUACCGAAACCAAAGACAUUACAUGAGAGGGAGACUACAGUCCAGGAUACCUCAUGAACAUAGAUGCAGAAAUCCUCAACAAGAUAUUAGCAAAUCAAAUCCAACAGUGCAUACAAAGAAUUAUAGAUGACGACCAAGUGGAAUUUAUCGCAGGUGUGCAAGGCUGGUUCAACAUUCGAAAAUCAGCUUAUGUGAUGCAUCACAUCAUGGCUAAAGAAGAAAAAUCACAGUCAUAUAGAUGCGGAAAAAGCGUUUGAGAAAAUCCAACACACAUUAACGAUAAAAACUCGCAGCAAACUAGGAAUAGAGGGGAGCUUCCUCAACUUGAAAAAGAACAUCUACAGAAACUACAGCUAGCAUCAUACUUAAUGGUAGAAACUAGAUGCUUUUUCGGUAAGAUGCGGAACAAGGCAAGGAUGUCCCCUCUCGCCAUUUCUCUUCAACAUCAUGUUGGAAGUCAUAGCUAGUGCAGUAAGUCAAGAAAAGGAAAUAAAAGGUAUACAGAUUAAGACAGAAGAGAGAAAACUUUGUUCUCAGAUGACAUGAUUGUCCAUGUAGAAAACCCCAAAGAAUGAACCAAAAAAAUUCCUGGAACUAAUAAGGGGUUAUAGCAAGGUUACAGGAUACAUGGUUGAUAUACAAAAGUCAAUCACUUACUAUAUGCCAGCAAUGAACAAGUAGAAUUUGAAAUUAAAAACCCAAUACCAUUUACGUUAGCACCAAAAAAAAAUGGUGCUAGGUAUAAAUCUAACAAAAUGUGUACAAAAUCUAUAUGAGGAAAACGACAAAUACAGUCCAUACUACCAUACAAUCUAGCAGUGAUGCUCCUUGGCAUUUACCCAAAAGGGUUGAAAACCUGUCCGUACAAAAACCUGCACAUGGGUGUUUAUAGCAGCUUUAUUCAUAAUUGUCAAAACUUAGAAGCAGCCAAGAUGUCCUUCAGUAGGAGCAUGGAUAAAUAAACUGUGGUCCAUCCAGACAAUGGAAUAUUAUUUAGUGCUAAAAAGAAAUGAGUUGUCAAGCCAUGAAAAGACAUGGAGAAACCUUAAAUGCAUAUUACAAAGUGAAAGAAGCUAAUCUGAAAAAGCUACAUACUGUGUGAUUUCAACUAUAUGACAUUCUGGAAAACAAGACUGUAGAGACAGUGAAAAAAUCAAUUGUUGCCAGGGGUUGUGGGGAGAGAGGGAGGACUAGAUGGAGCACAGAGGACUUUUAGGGCAGUGAAACUCCUCUGUAUGAUUCUGUGAUGGUGGGUACGUGUCAUUAUACAGUUGUCCAAACCCACAGAAUGUACAACAGCAGGAGUGAGCCCUCAUGUAAACUGUGGACUCUGGUGAUGAUGAUGUGUCACUUUUGGUUCUUCAGUUGCAACAAAUGCACCAUCUGGUCGAUGAUGGAAACUACAGAAGUAAAGUCUAUUACUUUAAAAAGGUCUCUUUUGGAACUGAAACCUGAGCACUGGCUCCUGUGUUCCGCACUGUUCCCUUGUGUCCCCCUUCCCCAAGGAAGGAGCUCAGAGUGCCCUGCCGCCCCGGAGACCGAGAGUCAGUGGACCAAAGGGGAGUGAGCACAAAUGAAGCCACAGCGGCUGGUCUCGAUGCCUGCUCCUGCGCCGGUGCGUCUCCUUACUCAUUUUCACAACUACCACACCACGAAGGCGGUGGCUCCCCACGUCACAGGUCAGAAAACUGAGACCCAAGGAGAUGAGGUGACUGGCCCGAGGUCACAUGAGUGCUGGCCUUUAAGACGACCCAAGAUUGUCUGAAUCCAGAGCCUGUGUUCCAGCUCCGUGCUGCUCCCUUGGGGACGUGAGCCGCUGAGAGUUUACCUGAGGCUUUAAAGCCUCUCUCUGCUUUUCUGUGACUAAAAAAAAUUCCACGUCAAGUUUCUUAAGAAGCAUUCAGGUCGGUAACACCGGGUUGCUGCCGAGGGCCUGGCUCACAGGUAACUCAGAGGUCCAGAGAGGAGUGGGAUGUGCCGCUUCCCUCUGCGACAUGGUCGGUUCAGCCUUGGGCUUUCAGAGGCCGAUGCUGGCGUGGAGACCGGAGUGUGCGCAUGGCCUUUGCCUCCCUCACUCCACGUCCUAGCGUCAGGAGAGCCAGAGAAGGGCGGGAGUUUUAGGUUCUGAGGACUGCAGUUGGGAAGCUACAGCUCUUGCCUGGUGGAAGUUUGCAGUGUUGAGACACACUUUCAUAUUCUUCCAAGUGGUGGUAGCUGUCCGGGCAGCUCCACCCCACUGCUGCGUACCGCUUGCCUCUAGCAGGGCCCGACUGCACGGCUGGGCAGUGAUUUCCGUGUUAGGAAAAAUCUACACAGAAGACGCUCUUCACCUCCACGUGGGACUCCGUUCAGGACCAGCCCAGCCAGUGUUACAAUGUUUUCAAGUUCAGUACAUUGGACACGAGGUCCAGGCCACGGAGCACAGCUGGACGUGAAGGGUGCCCUGAGACUGGGGGAUGCGUAGGCGGGCGUGGUGGCGCCAUCUGAUAGGUUUAUUUCAGGAGAUGUUCUUAAUUCUCAUUGUGUUUUCUGAAAUUUGUCUUCUGAGGACCUGAGUCUCCUAUAGGCCCAUCCAUCUCAAGUGACCGUCUUUUUUUAUGCCGUCCACACAGGACCACUAGCCAAAAAGAAAAGUGCUGUGUCCUUUAGCCCAGGUAGUGACCGUGUUUGUAGAGUCCUGUGGGGAGGAUGGCUUCAGCUCUGCCUGCAUCAGAUCUGAGGGGGGCCUGUCCCUCUACCUCCAGGAGGAGAGCCGCUGUCCCUCGCAGAGCUCCCAGGCCCUGGGCGUCUGGGCUAACCCAAGCCCGUCCUCUGAAACCUGCAAACCCUGGAGCAGCCCCGGAGCCGAAGCCCUGGCCCCGUCCACAGGGGGCACGGUGGCCCCGCGGGGCGAGCUGGUGGCCGCAGCCCAAAGUGGCAGGCGGUGGGUGAGACACAUGGGCACGUCCAGGGGACGUAACAACACGAGCUCCCACUCAAUCCCUUGGAAGCAGAGGUGUCUUGUCCAGCCUGCCUCCCCUCCCCUUGUGUUUCCUUCAGGGUCCCUGCACAGCGCUGCGCACAGGCAUUGUGGGUGCCCCGAGCGCCGUGCACACGUCAGCGAGGAGUUCCCCACAGCCAUGGGAGAAGGCAGGCGCCUCGGCCAGGAGCUCACGUGAGAUGGGACGGCCAUCUGCAAUGCGAUGGGUGCAGUGGUGAGAGAGCCAAGGAAGGCCAGGCUGGUGAGAAGGACGUGUUGGAAACAAGCAGCCGGCAGACCAGCCCUUCCAGGUGUGCAGGCCCGUUGUGCACAUGGGUUAGUCUUCAGUUGGCCGGAGACGCACCAGAACAAUGGGAAAGGAACAAAAUGAUACCGACUCCUCAGGACAGAGAAAACGGAGAGGAGCCGGUUGCCUGUGAGAGAGGCCAACUCCUGCUGCUGCCGUUUGUGAGAAAGCACAGGUCACGCCACUAAAGGCCACGCCUCCCAACCUCCCUUGCAGCUACACAGGGCAUGUGACUACAUCCUGGCCAGUAGGAUGUGAGUAGGAAAUGUGCAUGAACUUCCUGGGCUCCCCUCCCUGUGGCUGGAAUGCAAACAUGAUGGCAGGAGCUGGGGCAGCCAUCUCAGACCCUGAGCUGAAAGCCGUGGAUUGAGGAAUGACUAACAGUCUCCAACACUGAGAGCCGCCCUCUCAGGUAAGCCACUCCACCUGGUGUUCAGCCACCAUCAUCUGGGUCUCUGUUACAGCUGCUGAACCUGUGUCCUAACCCACACUCAGGCCAGAGUGCUUUGGGGAGAAAGCCGCCUAGUGAUGCAGUGUAAGGGCCAGCUGAGAGGAAUGCCAACAAGAAGCCAACUCCACAGCACUGUGAAACUAAAUAUCGAGAGGUGCAAGUCUGUAGAAGGUCAAAUGAGGCCCCAGGCUCUCCUCCUUGCCCUACUCUGCUCAGCUGCUGACCCCUGGCCACCCAGCAGGAGGCUUGGGGUGUGGUCUCUAGAGAGGUUGAAGGAGGAGGCACCCGUCGGACAUAAGGCCACGUGAUGCUUUCCGGAGCGCGGAGCUGGUGAGGCUCAGGCCUGCUCUCGGUGCUGGGGGCCCAGUGCGUCUCUCCAGUUGAGAGCCAGGAGGGUCCUCUCUAGAGAAAUCAACUGACCAGGACAGAUGACCAAAGAGUCCUGACACUCGGGAGUCCCCAUCCUGACCUGGCCGACAAGGCCGCCACCCGGCUAACACCCCGCCCCCCGACACCCACAGUAUUUAACCGUCGUUUUAGUGCCUCCUCCUGGAGUACGAACAGGAGCCUGGGAUCACACAGCCUCGGAGGAAGGAGAGAGUAGAACAGACCACCUGGGAAUGUGCGCGUGGAAGAAAUAGAGGCAUCGUUGGACACAAAUUAGAAAUUAAAAAUGAGAAUUAAAAUACUCUGAGUGAUAAUAGAAAAUAUUGCUCCCACGAAACAAGUUGUUAUGAAAACAGGACACUCAGAUAACCAAGAACUCUUGGAGAUGUUAAAAAAUGGCAAACAUUUUUUAAAACUAAAACCCUUAAAUCGAUAGAUGAAGUUGAGUAAGUCCCCCAGGAACUAGAAAAAAAGGAAAAGGAGAGACAGAAAUAGAUGAACUGGAGGAUUGACCCGAGGGCUGAACCCUGACGGGCAGGUAUUCUGGGAAGAGGCGCCGGGCAGAUCCAGGGGAGAGAGGAGUCAAGAAGAUACAAAAAGGUUUUCACGAAGGCAUGUGUGUCCAGAUUGGGAGGCCGGCCACGUGCCCAGCACCGGGCUCUGCGUGCUGAGCCAGGAGGAGGCCCGUGAGGUUGCAGGGAGGAAGUGGGCCACACACAGAGGGGCAGGAGAGAAGGGCGGCAGGAACGUGGGUGGGGGGACAGGCGCCAGCGCAGAAUGAAGGCCAGGACUCGAGAACUUACUUCCUCUGCAGCCUUCUCUGGAAGCUGCUACAGGACGUGUUCUCCCAAAACAAGGGGCUGGACCGAGAACAGGAAGCAAGUGUUCCGGAAAAAGGGAGCUGACCCGAGAGAGUGGCCAGGAGCCCCCAGGCUGCAGCCAGCGAGGGCCCCAGAGGGUCCCUCUAGGGGAGACAGGUGGGUCUGAGGACUGACCAAGGGAGAGGAAGGUGGAGGGGAGUCACGUCUGGGAGGGUUCAGUGACAGGUGUGGAGAAAACAAGGUAAAUGUUUUAAAUGAGCAGUUACAAAUUCCACAAAGAAUACAGAUUUCUGUGGGAAAGGAAAUGUAACCAAUGGAUGCUUUUUGAGUUAGCAGGAAAUAAUAUUUACCUUGUCAUAGCGACAUAAACCUGAGUGUUAAUUUGGGCCACAAUUGUGAUGGAUCUGUAUUAGGGAAGGAGGGGUUGCUGGAGUCUCGGGUGCC
This is a messenger RNA of Diceros bicornis minor, 7830 nucleotides long. RefSeq names its product leucine rich repeat containing 27 (gene LRRC27). The transcript is spliced from 11 exons. Lineage: Eukaryota; Metazoa; Chordata; Mammalia; Perissodactyla; Rhinocerotidae. Gene Ontology annotation, molecular function: protein binding. The record is from RefSeq and is a predicted model, not a curated record. Bases 123 to 1586 code for a protein of 487 amino acids.